CCACGACUUCUAUUACGGCUACCCUUAGAGCAUCCUCAUCCUCAGUACGCGACCAUCCUUGCCGCUUUUUUUACUCGAAAAACAAGCCAAGGAUGCCUCGUCCAAGGAUGCCAUAAUGAGUAAUGAUGCUGUACUAGCUCUAAUUCUGCUAAAACAAGUACAACUUCUUCUCGUCUUUCAUCAAGUUCCAGUACCAGUUCAUCUUCAAAUCCUUUUGUAUCAAGAACAUCAUCAUCAUCAUCGCGAGGAUCAAAGAUAUCCAAAUUGCGUCUAGUUUUGACAUCGAAAAGACAUCAGCAGGGGAAAAACAACAAGAAAAUGCGAAGGUCUGGAAGAAUAUCUUCCUCGAGUCUUUCUUCAGCAUCUUCACCCGAUGAAUUACUCAACGACCUUGUUGCACCAGAGGAAGACGAGGACACUUCAACUUCUACGACAAACCUCUUCUUCCUACAGGAAUUGGGCCUAACGACAACGGGACCUGGUCUAGUCUACUUCAUGUGCUUUCUCUAUGUGGGGCUGUUUCAGGUGUGCAAGACUCUGCUUCACUCUUAUAGGACAAGGGGAGAAGGACAAGGAGGUGUACAACUUCAAGUGGAGUCAGACUGCUCUCUACCUGGAGGACGACCCUCAAAAGAUAUCGGAGGAAGUAGUUCUUCUAGAAGUGGUGUUGCGCAGAACAAAAAUGAGGAGGAGGAUACCUCGAAAACCUCUAGUAAAGACCCUUCGAAUAAAACAGAACGAGACCUUGAAGAUGUUCUUGAUGUAGGUUCCGUCGUGAAGAACCCUACACCUGCCCCUGCCGUGAAGAAUCUCAUAACUACUUCCCCUGCUCUAGAGUAACCAUGGCCGCGACAGUUCUUUCUUGUACCCAAAUUUUUGGUAUGAUCGACUCCCGGUCAUCUGAUUCAAUCAUCUCGACACAAAAAAUGUCAUCGUGCAGCUUCCACCUCGCGUAUCCCAUCCCACGCCUGAGGAGAGGUUAUCAUAUAAAUUUCGCGUUUUGUGAAAGUGAACCAUAAAGAUGAAUGCUUGUUAAGCUGUUAAUGUUAAAGUUACACUAGUUUGCCAUAUUAUCUGUUGUUCCCUUAAUAUACCCCGUUCGUAUUCUCCCCUCCCCUGAUUUUCCAAGAACGACUUGUUCUCGAAGGAUGAGGCAAAGGCAUGCUCUGGUAAUGAUUUUGUCUGGUGGUUACACUAACUACAAU
This is a messenger RNA of Amoebophrya sp. A25, 1205 nucleotides long. NCBI's taxonomy places the organism in Eukaryota, Dinophyceae, Syndiniales, Amoebophryaceae. The record is from the annotation of a GenBank genome assembly.